AUGCAUUCCCUCAUCAUGCUAGUUAUGCUCAUUGUUUGUUCUGUCGUCAGCUCGUACUCGAUUCCAUCAGCUUUUUCGACCUACUUUGUCACCUCCAACUUCACCAAGCGACUUUUGCGGCCCCUAGCGGGACCUCAGGAGUUUCACAGCUCAGUUGUUGUUGACCUUGUACUCGGAGUACUUCCACGCGAAGAAGGGGAGGCCCCAGCCGACCGUCGAGAAGAUGAGCAUCUUGACGGCCAUGCCGGUCUUGCCCUUGGUGCCGCCGGGGAUGCAGCUGAUGUUAGCGCCGAGGCCGAAGGCUAA
Molecule: messenger RNA, 306 nt
Organism: Trichosporon asahii var. asahii CBS 2479
Lineage: Eukaryota; Fungi; Basidiomycota; Tremellomycetes; Trichosporonales; Trichosporonaceae
Exons: 1
Coding region: 1-306 (101 amino acids)
Source: RefSeq, a predicted model, not a curated record